Messenger RNA from Gymnodraco acuticeps, 3784 nucleotides. RefSeq names its product potassium channel, subfamily K, member 5a (gene kcnk5a). Gene Ontology annotation, cellular component: membrane. Gene Ontology annotation, molecular function: potassium ion leak channel activity. Lineage: Eukaryota; Metazoa; Chordata; Actinopteri; Perciformes; Bathydraconidae. The record is from RefSeq and is a predicted model, not a curated record. The coding region runs from base 294 to 1877 and encodes 527 amino acids. Gene Ontology annotation, biological process: potassium ion transmembrane transport; stabilization of membrane potential. The transcript is spliced from 5 exons.
UUCAGAAGGCACUACUCCUCCGGCUGCGCACGUGGAAACAAUACAGUUGCAGCUGCGGUUCCAUAGCACGCGCUUUAUGAACACUUUCAUCCUGUUAUGUCUCGAGCCCAAUGCUGUCAGGAGCGGCACCUCUCAUGUUUUUUUCACAGCCCUCGCGCGGACGGAGAAACAUUUUGUGAAGCGAAAGACUUGCCGAGAAUGAGUCCCGCAUAACUCCGGGUUUUGUUGUUAUCUACCCCCUCCUUUCUCUUUAUUUCCCCCCUGUCCCGCGUUCUCCAAGUUGAGUCAUAAGUAUGGUAGAUAAAGGCCCCUUGUUGACUUCUGCCAUUAUUUUUUACCUGUCCAUUGGGGCAGCAAUUUUUCAAGUCUUGGAGGAGCCCAAUUGGGUGCGAGCUGCAAACGACUAUAGUACCCAGAAGGAUACAAUACUUAAGAAGCAUCCCUGUCUGACGCAAGAUGAUUUGGACUACAUAUUAGAGGCGGUCUCAGAUGCUGCAGGCCAAGGGGUCACCAUCACUGGCAGCAAAACGUUCAACAACUGGAACUGGCCCAAUGCUGUCAUCUUUGCUGCCACUGUUAUCACCACUAUCGGAUAUGGAAACAUUGCUCCUAAAACGCCAUCAGGCAGAGUGUUUUGCAUCUUCUACGGGCUGUUUGGGGUACCUUUAUGUCUUACCUGGAUAAGUGAGCUGGGAAAGUUCUUCGGUGGCAGAGCCAAGCACCUGGGCCAGUUUCUAACAAAGAAAGGGUUUUCACUGAGAAAGGCUCAGUUUACCUGCACAGCUAUAUUUCUCCUCUGGGGGGUGCUGGUCCAUUUGGUCCUUCCACCUUUUGUAUUUAUGUGGCAAGAAGGUUGGUCAUACAUUGAAGGCUUGUACUUCUCCUUCGUCACAUUGACCACUAUUGGUUUCGGGGACCUUGUAGCAGGUGUGGAUCCGAAUACGAACUAUCCAACUCUGUACCGAUACUUUGUGGAAGUCUGGAUUUAUCUGGGGUUGGCCUGGCUUUCUUUGUUCUUCAACUGGAAAGUACGGAUGGUGAUUGAGGCCCACAAGGCCCUGAAGAAACGCCGCAGGCUGCGCAAGCUAUCUCUCGAUGAGCUCCGGCACUACAAAGAGUCUCACAAGGCCUCCCUUCGAUUACCUCCCUCUCCCAAUGACGUCAACAUCUUCAGCUUCCUGUCCAAGAAGCAGGAAGGCUACAAUGACCUAAUAAAACAGAUCGGCACCAAAAAAGAUGGCAGAAGCAACGGCAAUAGUCCCAACGCGAUCAAUACAUCCAAAGAUAUUAAUCGGUCCAAGAGUUGCAAUGAUGCCCCCAUAUUUAACGGCCACACCAUCCUCAGCCUUGACCGUUCACCACGCCAAAAGAGACGAUACAGUUUCAGCGACCGAGUCACUGUUGCCUUCUCAAAGUCCAAGAACUACCUCCUGGGCUCGGACAAUGGUUUGCUGCUGACAGAGGACCAAGUAGAGGGAGACCUAGAACUCGACCAGUUCGAAAUGUAUGAGAACCAGCUUGACAAGGACGUGGAGUUGGAGAACGGAGGGGUGGGAGAUUGUGGAGCGGGUGGGCAAAGGAAUUGGGACUCUAAGGAUUACCAUCCGCUAACUUUCAAAAACGCAAACAUUAGUUUUAUAGACGAGGAGAACUUCCUCAGUAAUAACUUGGAGGGAGACGACGACGAUGAUGAUGAUGAUGAUGAUGAUUCCAAAGCAAAACUAUCCAUUACUACAUGUGAUGAAAACAUUGAAACGAACUCCAAGGAGGAGCCCACUUCUGAGUCUGAAGGGUCCGUGUUCACUAGUGACGGCUCGGAACAGUCCUAUGAGAAACUCGUAGAGGAAUAUGCAAAGGAAGAAAAUAUAGAAUCCUGAGACAGUCUUGAACUUUUUUAAAGUCAACACAUGUUCCUGGACCUCUGUUGUUGACUUGGCAGCCAUUGAAGUAUAUAUAUUCUAAUGUGAAUUGUUUAAAUGAAUAUCCCAUUGCACCUUUGGGAGUCUGAUAAUGAAGGACUCCAAAGAUAAGAUCACAUUUCAAAUGAAUGUUCUAGAUACAACAAAGAAAUGAAAAUCCAACAUCUUGAUGAGUAUGGACUAAUGAGAAUUUAACAUCUACUCUAUUUAUUUCUUUGAAUAUGGUUUGAUCAAAUAUAUGCCACUCGUAUUGUAAUGUCCAAACCAAGAACUAUUUACCAUGAAUGCUUUAUUUUCUACUCAUAAGAAAUGAUAUGUGGAAACGUAUUUAAUUCCCAUAGUUUCUUCUAUUCAUAAUCACCAUAUUGGUGUUUUUAUAAUAUUUAUUCAAAUGAAGGACAGGGUAGCUUUUUAUUUUCAAUGGCUACGUGGGUUUAUAUUACUCCCAUUGCACAAUUCCAUCACAUGAGGACAGUUCAAAAGUCUUUUACAUUGCAGACUGUAUUUUUGAAACAUCAAUCAAUAGCUUACGGGCCAACUGUCCUUUUUUCCAUUGGUAUAUCACUUGUUUCUUCUGUGAAGUCCUUGAUGAGUUGUUGUGUCUGACACUUCUGUUUUGACUGUAAGCAAUAGAGUUGUGACUGCACUAGAGGUUGUCAGUGACAUCUGGGAGUCUAGAAGCAUCCAAGAGAAAAAUUGGAAAGGAAAGAAAAAAGCCUCAAUGGCAACAAUUUGACACAAACUUAUUUGACCGUGUGACAAAAAACGACUUUGUAAAUCAUCCUUCCAUUGUGACAUAUAGCUAAAAAUUGGUUAAUUAAGCGGGUGUUAUUGUUGUUUUUCUGCUGACUGCAUUUUGGGCAAUCUACCAUAGCAGUGCGGUGAACUUAACUUUUACAGCUUCAAUAUUCUCCCUUUUUUUGCCUCUUUAGCACCCUUUCACUUCAUUGUAUUUGCCAUGUAAAUAUUGUCUGAAAGGCCGUCAGUAGCCACAGCUCUGCUCAGGACGUGGCCUCGCUGCUCAUGUUUGCCUUUGGGGGCUCGCACUGGCAUGAAAAACUGAAGUACCGCUUAGCACAGCACCCAAGGUUAAAUUAUAACCGAUCAAUGCUCUGUUGACGUACGUUUCAGUCAGGAGACAGUCGGCAGUAUUGGUGCGCUCUAUAACUGUAUAUUAUUUACCCCUCAAGGGACCAAUGUCCAUUGCUUUUCACAGUCCCACUUUUAAAAUGUCCCACUGCUUAUUGCACACAGAAACUUGAAACAGUGUUACAGUGAAUGGGCAGUAUCAAACAGGGCUACUUUGAAUUUAAUACUCCUAUUUCAAGCCAGUUGGAUAAUAUACUGUAAAUAAAGUCCAAUAUUAGUAUUAUUAUUUUGUGAACAAGAACUCGUCAUGUUAACUCCUAUCUCUGCCUCACAAAUGACUGCUAUUAAGUGAAAAUGCCUGUAAAGCAGAGGCUAUACAGUACAGUGUAACAUCUGUUGAAUGUACUCUUAAUGACUCACUGAAAAGAUGACUUACUUCACACUGGGUGUCUUUUAUUUUGUGACAGGGCCACCACUUUAUCCAUGUGAACUUUCCUUUUUCUCCUCCCUGGUUUUCCUGAAUGUGUCUGUUCAGCAUUGUUAUACAGCCAUGGUACUUGUCUGGACUGAAAUUCAAGCUUGUCUCUAGAUUAUAACUACGUACAGGUCAGGUUGGUUUCACCCAUUGUCACAAGGCUUUCACUUAAAGGGGCUUCAUUGUGUAAAACUCCAGUAGAGUUGUGUUUUUAGCUGUCUUUUUUUAUGAUUAAAUUAUUCAUGUGCAUGUGAUUUCUGAACAAAUGUGUACAUUUCGUGUAAAUAAACAUUUAAUAAAA